AUGACUGAUGAGGUGCAAAUAUCAUCGAGGUCAACACAGCUACGAAGUGCGGGGGACACUAUUUUAAUAAAUGACAAAAUGGAUUCAUCACAAAUACGAAUGAUUGAUGAAGUGCAGAAAAAGACAGCACCUGCAGAACUGCCUCCAACUGUGAAGCUUUUUAUAGAGACACCAAAACUGGAAGGCAGACGUCUCGACAUUCCCCACAAGUACAACACGCGUAGGGCGUGUUAUAAAAAAAAAAUUUCAAAUUUCAUAGUUCAAGAACAAGAACUAUUGAACAGAUUGAGAAAGAACCAGCAGCGACCAAAAGCAAAAGACGCAUCCACUCCACACGACCAAUGGCUCCAUUCGAAGGAUUGGGUUAACAUUAACCUACUCAAAGUUAAUAUACCAAUUAAAAAGGGGUGUUGA
Macrosiphum euphorbiae (potato aphid) is the source of this 414-nucleotide messenger RNA. Lineage: Eukaryota; Metazoa; Arthropoda; Insecta; Hemiptera; Aphididae. The record is from the annotation of a GenBank genome assembly.